AUGGCAACCCACACUGUUACUCGAUCUUCUUCCUCCUCUGGAUGGAGUUAUGAUGUUACAUUGAGUUACAAAGAAGAAGAAGAAUCAGGUAACAAUAUUUUUGCAAGUAACCUCAACGCUGCCCUGGAGAGGGCCAACAUCAAAACAUUCAAGGACAACGAGAACCCAAAAAGAGGGGAAAAGAUCUCUGCUGAUAGGUUUUCCUACGGGAAGUAUUCUUAUAUUGCUGGUGAACAUGUUGCUACUAAUGAUAUAAAGCCCUGUGCUGAAAAAAUUGUUCGAAGGUGCAAGGGUCUUCCCCUCGCAAUUGUCAUUGUGGCCCAUGCAAUGGCAAAACGACAUGGAGUUGAAAUGUGGGAGAAUGCCUUGAGGGAAAUGAAGCAAUCAGACAAAGAUCUCCGAGGUAUGAUAGAUGAAGUACUUCUUCCUUUGAAAUUCAGUUAUGAUAGUUUGGAGAAUGAAAUGUUCAAGAGUCUCUUUCUCUACUGUGCCUGUUUCCCUGAAGACUAUAACAUAAGGGGAGACCUAGACGACAUGUUAAAUUAUUGGGUUGGAGAGGUAAUAGUAGAUCAGUUAGGGAGUUUGAAAGCUUCAAGGGAUAAAUUUGAGGAUCUGAUUCAGAGUUUGAAAAUUUCUUGCAUGUUGGAAGAUGGGGAGGAGAAAGGUAGUGUGAGGGUGCAUAGUAUCAUGCGAGACCUUGCACUUUGGAUUACUUCUUCAGAGUACUCUGAUAGUAGCAUCAAGUUCUUGAAUAGGACAGGUAUAUCAGUUAAAGAGGCACCAAAGGCUCAUGAGUGGGUAAAUGCAUCAAGGAUUUCCUUAAUAGAUACCCAAAUAAAGAAGUUCCCAGAGUUGGGAGAGGCAUGCCAAAAGCUAACUGCUUUCUUAUUCAGGGAAAAUAAGCACUUCAGUGUUAUUCCCCAAACAAAUUUCUUGCAACACAUGGGGCAUCUUAGAGUACUCGAUCUUUCGUCACAGAAUUUAGCAUCUUUCCCAAAUUCCUUGUCGUGUUUGGUGAAUAUUCUGGUGCUUAGGCUACAUAUGUGCAAAAGGUUGAGAGCAUUGCCUUUGCCUGUACUAGGAAUGCUCCGGCAACUCCAAGUUUUAGAUUUGGGUUGGUGCUCUCAGUUGGACCAGCAAAUCCUCGGAGGAUCUGAAUGUGAGAGAUUAAGAUACUUGGAUGUGAAAUUUUGCAAAGUUUCUAUUCCAGCUGGGGUAAUUUCUGGUUUGGACAAUUUGGAGGAAUUUAGAUUUUAUGCAUCGAAUAAAAUAAAAUGGAGAGUGAACUCUAGUGAAGAAGAUGAAAAAAUGGAUGGGAGUGAGUCCACUAGUGGUGAGUCAAUCAUUGAUGUGAGGGAGUUAUCCUGCUUGACCAAUUUAACCUCUCUUACCAUUUCAUUUGAAGAUAUCAUUAUUUCUGAUUGGUUCAAACCUUUGGCCAACAAGAUUAUUGCCUUGAGUCUGAAUCAUUGCACAGUCGAAAAACAAGAUGCUCUAGAAGCUCUCAACCUCGAUAAAUCCCAAAAUCUAUGGCAGUUAAUAAUUGAGGAUUGCCCAGGUUUGUCAUGUGUGCGCAUUGGUUCUGUAUUAACUGUAAUUAAAAACUGUGAAGACUUGGAGGUGGUGUUGGAUCGUCAGGAUGUCUACCCCAACCAAUAUUACCUCCACGAGUUACACCUAAAAGGAUUGCCAAAAUUGAGAAGGACAUGGGUUAGUCUCGAACCACUCAAUUGCUUUGGUCAACUAUCAUUGAUAGUAGUUGAGAAAUGUAAUAGCUUGAAGAUGGUCUUCACGGAGGAAAUGCCACGCCUAUUUAACAACUUGAAGGAAAUUAGAGUUGGGUAUUGUGUGAGAGUGGAAGUACUUAUUGAAGCAGAGGAAGAGGAAGAAGAAUAA
Molecule: messenger RNA, 1896 nt
Organism: Macadamia integrifolia
Lineage: Eukaryota; Viridiplantae; Streptophyta; Magnoliopsida; Proteales; Proteaceae
Product: disease resistance protein RPS2-like
Exons: 2
Coding region: 1-1896 (631 amino acids)
Molecular function (GO): protein binding; ADP binding
Source: RefSeq, a predicted model, not a curated record